Messenger RNA from Clarias gariepinus (North African catfish), 7128 nucleotides. RefSeq names its product AT hook, DNA binding motif, containing 1 (gene ahdc1). The coding region runs from base 841 to 5085 and encodes 1414 amino acids. NCBI's taxonomy places the organism in Eukaryota, Metazoa, Chordata, Actinopteri, Siluriformes, Clariidae. The transcript has 5 exons. The record is from RefSeq and is a predicted model, not a curated record.
GCUGCUGUUAGGCACGUUUGCAGUUCGCGCUGGCGAGGUAGCGUGGAGUCAGUGGGUUUGCAGAGGGAAGAGAAACGGCGCAGGAACGCGCGCUGCUAUCAGACUCGCGUCUCCAUCCCCGGGCGCAAACUGCGGCGCACGAUUUCAUUUGACAUUUUUGACAUUUUCUGCGUUUUCACUCCACCGUCAACAGAAGCUUGUUUUUUCCCCCCUCUUUUUUCAAUUUAGAGUUUUUUUUUUUUUUUUUUAUCUCUCCCCUUUUCACCAGAUGUUGACAGAGACCAGCUUGGUUGAGCGUCGCAAGGCGGCAGACAGCGGAGCGGGACAUGCCCGAGAGCGGUCAGGCUGUGGAGCGCGUGCUGCGCGCGGGCACCUGUGAGGCUGCGUGUCCCGGUGUUCUGGCGUUGAUCGGUGUGAUCGGUGUCUGCGCGCGCGUGAGGAGCUCGGCGGCGGCGGCGGCGGCGGUGCUGCAGCAGCAGCAGCAGCGGCGCGGAGCGUGAGAGCGCGUUCGCCUCCCCGGUAACAAACUGGCAGGGUAGCAUUGCCAUGGAAACAUGCGAUUUGUGAGUGAGAAGAGAAUCAGUUGAGAGAAUCUAGAAAAAGGAAUAACACAAAAUAUGAGCAUAGCAAGGCAAAUGCUAAACACUGGUGGAUAAUUUUCAAGAAUAAUCUCAAGCCCUUAUUUACUGACAGUGUCACACUCAGACUUGCCAAGCAAGGAACUGCAAGUUGAGAGAGGGACUUGCCUUUGGAUCAGCCGCUUCACAACAACGAAACAUAGGCAGACAUUUAUUGCCUAAAUUAUAUGUGUAAUAGUGCAGUCUGUCAAUUUAAGAGGCAAUGAGUCGACUGUCAGGCCGUCUGCGAUCUGGAAGUGUACGCUUGGUUUGUGAAGCCCUGGGUGGGGAGGACUGCAGUGAACCUGAAGGCUCCUGGAUGGGAGAUAUGGGGCCUGGAGUCACUUCAGCAGGGACAAGUGGCUCUGACACAGCUGCUUCACUACACUAUAGAUUGUUCUCACCUCCUUCUCUUGCUAACGGUCUUCGCAGCCAUGAUGAACAGUUUCAGCGCAGAGCACGGAGACGCAGACAGAUGGACCAUGUGGAACAAACGCACAUGCAUGAACAAAUACACUUUCAGUCACACACACACCCACAGAUGCACAUACACCAACAACCACUUUCACAACAACAGAGCACUCACACAGAACACUCCAACACACCACUACAAUCUCAAAUGCACAUACAAAUGGAUACCCAUGUGCAUACUGAGAGAGAUGUAAUGAUACACAAAAAUACACAUACAGAGAUGGGCAGAUCAUCAACUUUGGAAGAGGACACCUCUCUAGUUCCAGAGGAUCUGUCUAUAACUUCAAAGACAGAAACGUACACUUCCCUUGUCCACUCAACCCAUCCACUGCAUACCAAACAGCUCUCACAAAACUACUCAGCCCUUCAAACCACCCCUGAGUUUACAAGUAAGGUAGACACAGAGAAACCCUCUCAUACCAGUAAACCAGAGAAAAAUCCCUUUACUGCCCCUGAAUUAAGUCAUAGUUCUAGUGCAAGCCACAAUCCUAUCAACACUCCUAUGGAUGCUGAGAGGAAGUAUACCCUGAGGAGUUCUGGUCGGCCACGUUUUCCCUGCCACCUUCGCAAGUCAUCUCGUUUACGCAGAGCUGCAGAAGAUAAUGUAAUGAAAAGGGAAGUGGAACAAAAAGAGACAGAGGAGGAUAGGAACAUCUGGGGAGGAGAAGAUAUUAGACCAGGGGAAGAGUGUCCUCUAGAAAUGGCUGUGGCUACUUCAUCCCCUGUGGAUUUACCAGCUCCUACUAAUUCAAUUCAUAUGGUGCCAAAUCAUAAUGUAGGAAUGCCGUUUGGAAAAGCAACAAGUGAAAGCGGCGCUGUGAUUCAAAUUUCACAGAGAGCUAAACAGCGAGGUCGUUUUUUAGGUGUCAGAAAGAUAGUGGUAAAAAUCGCAAGAAUCCCUGUGCAUCUCAGUCGACGACAGAAAAGCUAUAAGAUCUCCUCUCUAGAGCCUGUGGCAGUGGGAUCACAUGUUGAAGGGAGUACUGCAGGAGAAGCACCAGAAGGGGGAUCUGGUGGAGAGAUCCCGGCACCUAUUUCAAGGGAACCCACUGCUCUUCUCCGCAUGAAAAACAAUGGGAAGAGUGUAAUGGUGAUGUUUCCUCCAGGAGAGCUACCGGUCAUCUUGAAACGGCGAAGGGGGCGUCCCCCUAAACAGGCUUUACCAGGACAGCCUGACAUGCGUGAAACUAGAGCUGGGGCUGCAAGUGCUGCAGAGCCGAAGAAACCCAGGCGGCGUCGGCGAGUAAAGCUGCCAUCCCCUCUGCCUUCGUAUGUCAAUGAUACUAAUGAUGUUAAAGUAGAAUAUGCAGAUGUUCUCUCUAAACUGGCUUUCUUAAACCGCCAACCUCCCACUACUGGUCGAUGUUCCCCCCCACGCUGUUGGACUCCAACAGAACCUGAGACCUUCCACACAUCUCCAGAAAACCCAAAUCUGUCCACGCUACUGCACCGUCUUACAGGCUUUCGUAGGCGAGGUGGUCGUGCAGGCUGUAUGGGAGGGAGGGGAGGGGGUAUGACUGGGUGCUCAGAGGCUUUUAAAAGGUCGUUCAGUGAUUUCUUUGAGACAAUUGGCAAAAAGCGCAAAGUUCCUCUGUCUGAACCCGGGACUCCGAGAAAAAGAGGUAAAGGGCUUGGUGGUGGAAUGAAGAGAGCAACAUUAAAUGAGCAAGGCAGCUUAGUAGCUGGGGAAAAAAUUAGGAAGCGGCGUUCACGAAAGAAUGGAACAUUAAAAGGUGGUCAGGGAGGUCUGGAUCAAGACUGGCAAAAUGGAAAUAGUGGGUGGGGAGAGAAGUGUGAUCCAGAUCUAGGUAGUCACCAGGGAUCAUGUUCACCGCGUGGAGGUUUUCCGUCGUCUGAGACUGGCAAAGGGGGAAUAUACCAUAGCCCUGGAAUGAGAGGAGCUAGCAAUGCAGAGGAAUGUCAAGGAAUGUUUGCAGGAUACUUUCGUUCUUUACUUGAUUCUGAUGACUCCUCAGAUCUGUUGGACAUCUCCAUGUCCAGCCCUACAGGACAUCAAGAUGCUCGUAAAAUCACUCCAGGAUAUGAAGGCAACAGUCCAGGUGCAGCCCAUUGCUGGUCUCCUGCUGUCCCGAAAAGAAGUCCCAAAGUAGCAGCUUGUACUGGGGAGGGGAGCUCCCUUUCCACAGCCCAAUCUCAUAGCAGCUCUGCAAAUAGGACCCCAUUUUUAUACAGUGUAUCCCAAACGUCUCCAACCACUUCUUUCCCAAAGUCUCCUGCUCUUUCUCUCUCUCGGUCACCCAGUUCUCCCCACCCUUCUGGCUGUUUUUCCCAAUACUCCUCCACUUAUAGUGGAAAUGUGCCUCAAGGAGCUGGUGUUUGCCAAGGGACUCAGCAGCAGCCCAGAUCAAGUGACUGCAGCUUUGCCUAUGGCAAUAAAACCUCCCCUGCCUCUUCAACACAACGCCACAUUAAUUAUUCAAGUUAUCAAGCUUCUGCCAAGAGACAUUAUAGUGCAUAUCCUGGGUCUACCCAUGUCCCCAUGCAGCAGAAUGAGUCUAUUGGUCCAUCAUCCCCAAGUGGAAGUUACAUGUCAAUAUCAAAGUCCAGCUCCUUCUCCUCAUCCUCAUCACCUCCUGAAGGAUCCAGACAAUACCACUGCUCUGCUCCUUGGGGUUACAGACAAGGGGGAUCUACCUGGGGUGGUGAUGGAUUUGGUACUCACCAGUUUCAUCCCUACUCUGACUAUGGAGUCAGUGGAACAAGCGCUGAAUCUAAAGACAUCCUAGACAUUUCCAAUUACACACCCCAAAAGGCAAAACAGCGUCCCUGCCCUGACACAUUUUCUGAGUCCUCUUCUGAUUCCUCCCACACAGGAAUAGGUAACAUGGGGGGGGCAUUUUGCCCUAGGGAUGCACCAGUAUCUGAGGGACAAUCAAGUCUGUCAAGCUUAGAGAAGCUGAUGUUAGAUUGGAAUGAAAAUUCUGCAGGCCCUUCAUAUAACUGGAGUCAGAAUGUCUUGUUUCAAGGUGGGACAAAACCAGGCAGAGGGCGAAAGAAACGGGCUGAGGCACAGAGUGAGAAGGAAAUGGGCCAUAUACCCCCAGGUUCGCCUGCAAGUCCUCCUGUGCAGGCAGGUGGACCAAAGCGUAGUGCUUCUGCCGGUCGACAGCCUAGGGGGAGUAGGGGAAGGGGAGGCUUUUCUCCUUGCCAAAGAGAGCGAUCUUUACCACCAAAGUCCAAACUUCAAAAGCCUGCAGCCCCCACAACAGCAGGGCAGAUAGCUCCAUCAGGCGGACUAUACCAGGAAACAUUGGAUUAUUACAGUGGGGAUAGCAGUAGCCUUUCACCACUAAGCCAUGCUCCUGAGCUCUGUGAAUACCCCUCUCCCUAUUCUGCCCAUACCUCCACUCCAUCAUCUGAUGAAAGAUUUGCCCAUAUUUACCCUUCGGACUCUGCCUCUCUUUCUCCCAGCCUGUCAAUUCAGUCAGAUGCCCUAAAGCAGCACCCUAAACCUACACCCCCACCACAAACAUAUGGACAUACUACCAGGACAUUCAGCCCUACACUAUCUCCUAGUCCUCGACUUCCGCCACAGUGUAGCUCAGCCCUGAGUCCACAUCGUGUGCCAAAGGACCAAUUCCCACAGUAUGACUCACCAAGUUACAGUAGCUCUCCUUGCUGGUAUGGCCAGGGUGGAAGUGUUGCUCAUAGUCCCCAGAGCUACGAAGAGCUGCGCUCCACUGCCAUCACUAUGCCCUCACACAAAAGGGACAUGUCUCUAAUUAGCCCUGGGAUGAGAGCACCAUCCCAUUCUUCUUAUACUACACCUUUACUCAGAGGGCAUACUAUGUCCUCUUCUUGUGUGGGUGGGAGUCAAGACUCUUCUCCCCAGCAUGAGGAGCUGGGAUUUCAUGGUAAUAUGGACAGCUAUGCACCAGUAGGGCACCGUUAUGUGUCCCAGAGUUCCCGAGGGGGGGUUCUCUGCCAACUGUUGGAUCAACCCAGUGAUGAAGGCUUCACUGUCACCAGCCUGUAGUUAGCAUUAUUGCACCAUACCAAUAAAGAUGCUUUGGACUACACCAUUUUCAUAUUUCUAAUAUUUUAUAAGAAUGUGAUGUUACAGAAGAAACUUGUUAGAUAGGCUUAAGGAGAUUUGGAACUGUGGACUAAAGAUGAUUUCUUCAGCAGUGACAAUCAAGACACAGAUAUGUGCACAUGCACGAACACACAAAGACACACACACACACACACACACACACACACACACAUACACACACACACACACACAAAACAACUGAAAUAGCACAGCACAUGCAUACACAGAUAGAUGCUCCUACAUGCACAAGACCAGUUGUGAAGCCUGGCUGGAGUUUUUUUCCCCCUGGAUGGAUGGAUAUACUGCUAAUGUCAACUAGAAGAACUCCUCCGCUGAACUGCAAAAAUCCUCAGAAUGCAAAUAUUACUCAUUUAAACAGAAUUCCAGAUAUGCCUGCAAUGGUUCUUAAAUCUGAUGUGAGAGAUCAUGCAAACGGUUGUUGGACUUCACACUGAUCUCUCUGUUUUUUCCUCUGCUCUGAUUCUCUUUCUGUGUCUAUCUGUCUCUUCUAGUCUUAACAUCAUCUCUGGCCAUGUCAGUAGAGAUUAAUUACUUACUUAAAAAAAAAAACCUUUGCAGGGUUUUUGAUGGUGAUCCUGCUUUGAACACAAACUUUAUCCCCCUCAUCCCACCUUAUGUGCUGUCUGCUCCAAAAUACCAGCAUCUGUACAUAAGUCACACUAACCAACUCAGCACCAGAAAUAACAAUGCAAUGAAGUAAAUAACUGAAGUAUAGCAAUUACAGAAGUGGAUAAAGUUUUGCAAAUUAAGUGGAUAAAGUUUUGCAAAGUCUGUAAAUUUAUUACCAAAUUAUCUUGAAAAUGUUACAGAAUUUCUGUUAUGACAUGUAAGAAGUGACGUCAAUUUGUAAGUGACUUUAAAUGGUUCCACUUGAUUCUGCACAAAUAGUUACUGCAAUCAGUUUAAGCGAGGGUAUGGUUUGGUCUAAUAGGGUUUGUCUGAAUAAAAUGCCUUCUAUCCCUGUUCUCGAUCACGGCCUGCAGCAUGGUCAUACCCUGCCCAACACCCAGUUCUUGUCUCUGUAUUUUUGUAAUUUUUUUUUUUUGUCAGGAGGACAGACACUCAUGCACUGACCCCAAAGAUGCUGCUCUGGCAAAGGUGCUGAGAGGCCAGUCUUUCUGAGCAUGGAGGUCUGGAACUCAGGGUGUGGACAAUGCCUAUUCUCCUAUUCAUACUGCUCCCCUCCUUUUUUCUCUCUCCACUGUUCCUAUUUCUUGUGGUCUGCUGUGUCGUACAGUGAUUUUUUUGUGAUGAAAUACUGUAUCUGUCUGUUCCAUAUACUGUAUCUAAGGUGGGAAUAUUUAAAUACACAUUCUGUUCUUAUCAUUGCGUAACUCUGUCCUGCCUCUGCUCUGUGGAGUGGUGUAGAGUGGUGUUUUAAUGUUUCACAUAAGACAGGGCAGGCAAAAUGGAUAACAUUACGAAAUAUAUGAUUACAGUUUCUUUCAUAGAAUUUAAAUACAUUUAUAAGAUAAUAAGGUUAUAAAGUGGCUGUAAUAGGUAUGGAACUAAAGCAAACAAUGGGUAUGGGUAAUACGUAAACAAAGCAAAAAUGAAGCAGCAUUUCCGAAAAUGCAAAACACAACAGCAAAACUAAAACACCACAGCAAAUGCAGAAUAUCAAAAUGACCUCAAAAUGUAGAGUAAAGUUGGUCCUUGCAGAGCAUUGCAUACUUGUUGCUGAUUGACUAACUUAACAGAAAUGCACCUUUCUAAUCUGUUAGCUAGUUAGCCAAGAUACAAAAAACAAAACAAAAGUUGUGGAUAUUUAUUAUUACGAUGGCUAAUUAUUUCUGUAUAACCUGACGUAACGUUGACAGCAUAUCUAUUGUCACAUGAAUGUCCUUGAAAAAAAUAAAUGUACAUAAAGGCAUUGCCAUUAGUUUAGGCUUAUAAUGCAGAAAACUUUCUACAGUAUUUUUUACUGCUGCAUUUUGAAGCCAAUCAGCAAUAAAGACAUGA